Trichomycterus rosablanca is the source of this 1401-nucleotide messenger RNA. It is a transcript of the gene ube2v1, whose product is annotated as ubiquitin-conjugating enzyme E2 variant 1. Gene Ontology annotation, cellular component: nucleus. NCBI's taxonomy places the organism in Eukaryota, Metazoa, Chordata, Actinopteri, Siluriformes, Trichomycteridae. The transcript has 4 exons. The coding region runs from base 16 to 459 and encodes 147 amino acids. Gene Ontology annotation, biological process: DNA damage tolerance; protein K63-linked ubiquitination. The record is from RefSeq and is a predicted model, not a curated record.
UUGUUCGAUUCCAAGAUGGCGGUCGCCGCCGGAUCGGGCGUGAAGGUGCCGAGGAACUUCCGUCUGCUGGAGGAACUGGAAGAGGGACAGAAAGGAGUAGGUGAUGGAACAGUGAGCUGGGGAUUGGAGGAUGAUGAUGACAUGACCCUCACACGCUGGAGAGGCAUGAUCAUCGGGCCACCACGGACCAUCUAUGAGAACAGGAUGUACAGCCUGCGAGUGGAAUGUGGACCCAGAUAUCCAGAAACUCCUCCAUUUGUGCGAUUCGUGACAAAGAUAAAUUUAAACGGAGUACACAACUCAAGUGGUGUGGUGGAACCGAGGGCAGUCUCGUCUUUGUCAAAGUGGCAGGACUCGUACAGUAUCCGAGUUGUGCUGCAGGAGCUUAGACGACUCAUGAUGUGCAAAGAGAAUAUGAAGCUACCACAGCCGCCUGAGGGACAGAUUUACACCAACUGAGACUGUACUCUACUGCAGAUCCUGUCCCAACUCUCUUCCACUCUUCCUCAUUUCCAUUCAAUAUUUCAUUGCUCUCUGCUUCCCUUCUCUUCAUCGCUGUCACCCUUCAAUUCUUAAAUGCGCAUUUCCAUUCUCUUACGGCCUCUCGGUCUGUCAAACCCUUUCACCGUCUCUUUCACAGCAACAAGCAUACACACCAACUUAAAGGAAACCCAUGCCUUGUGUACUCAAUCCUAUCAUGGCCCAUCAUUCCUUUUUUUUUUUUUUUUUUGAUCUCUGGUUCAAACGAUGAGUGAUUGGUUCUUUGGUUUGACCUAGAACAAAAUCAUUUGAAUACUGUACAUCUUACUAAUCAUUUUAUUAUUGUUUGUUAUAAAAUCAGAUUGUACAAUAUCAUAAAUCCUAUUGCGUGUGUACUGUGGUUGUGAGUAUUUUGUCAUUUUCAUAUUCUUGCUCGAGGACUAUUCAGCUCAGCUUAAUGCACUGUAAUGUCAUUGUAGAUGUCUGCUAGUAAAGUUUUGGUAUUUGCAUUUUCAGGUGUCAGAUGGUGUUUAAAAUUGGUUAACACACCACACCCCCCACAAGUCCACAAAAUACUCCUGAAAAUAAAUCUAAUGACGUUUCUGAAAAAAAAAAAAAAAACUUGUGAGGAAUUAAAUGUUUGGCUGAAAGGUAGAUGGGGAAUGGAGGUUUUAAUAAGCUGGACCCAAAUUCAUUUGGGUAAAGAUGGGACCCCUGAAAGGUAUUGACUAGUAUGUCAGCUAAUAAUAAAGUUAAACACUGUGGAGCACUUAGUGUGCAGUUAGGGACACGGUCAAUAUCAUACAUGUGCUGUGUAAACAAUGUUUGCUCAUUACCAUGGCUGUAAGCACCAGAUAACAUGUCAUUCAAAGCUGUGUCCUAGGAGUGUGAAGAACAUAAUAAUAAAGUAAAAAUAUCUUA